ACAUAUAACAGAUUUCAUCGAAUGAUGGAUAUACACCAAAAUAGAAACAAAAACAUUCUUCUGCUUCUUCUUCUUCUUCUAUAAAUCUUGCAAACAUACCAAAGUCUUGUAAUUCUUGUUCUUUCUUUUCAGGGUUUUCUAAAGAUACCCCAACAGAAAAGAUCAAGAUCAAGAGAUUGCACUUUUAUUUUAGGGUGUAUUAAAGAAAUCUAUAAAAACAAAGGACAAAUAAGAUCUUGUUCAUCUCUUUAGGGUUUUUGAAGCAAGAGCUCAGAUCAAGCUAUCCGCGUUCUUGUUCUUUAGGGUUUCCCAAUAAUAGUAAGAAUAUAUAUAAUAAAAAAUGGGGAGAGGAAGGGUGCAGUUGAAGAGGAUCGAGAACAAGAUUAGCAGACAGGUGACGUUCUCCAAAAGAAGAACAGGCUUGUUGAAGAAAGCUCAUGAGAUCUCUGUGUUGUGUGAUGCUGAUGUUGCUCUUAUUGUUUUCUCUACUAAAGGCAAACUCUUUGAGUAUUCCACUCACUCGAGUAUGGAGGCAAUUCUUGAAAGGUAUGAACGAUACUCGUAUGCAGAAAAGCUGCUUACUGCGCCUGAAACAGAAACACAGGGAAGUUGGACUCUUGAAUCCUCAAAGCUCAGGGCAAAGAUUGAGGUUCUUGAAAAGAACAUUAGGCACUAUGUUGGGGAAGACCUUGAGCCUUUGAAUCUUAGAGAGCUUCAAAGUGUAGAACAACAACUAGAGACUGCUCUCAAACGAAUACGAACAAGGAAGAAUCAAGUCAUGCAUGAGUCCAUCUCAGAACUUCAUAAAAAGGAGAGAGCACUGCAAGAACAGAACAAUGCACUCUCUAAGAAGUUGAAAGAGAACGACAAGAACAACGACCAACAAAAUGUAGGGUUUAUGUUACCUCAGACUCAUCAGCCACCACCACCACCACCACCACCACCACCACCACAACCACCCCACUUACGUCCUCUUACAAUCGGGAGUGGAUCGUUCCAUGGAGCGGUUGUAAUAAGGGAGGAUGAAUCAGCUCAAGCUCAUACCAUGAUGCCCCCAUGGCUGCUUCGUCACAUGAACCAAUAAAAAACAUCCAAGUGUGUUUAUAAAGUGGCAUAAAUGAGUAUAAUCAGUUAUGUACUUACUCAAUAUGUUUGAAUUCCUACCAUAAUAUAUGUAUGUUCAAUCACUGCUAAUCUAUAUAUGAUCAAUGUGAGCUUCUACCACUAUAUAAACAA
Lactuca sativa (garden lettuce) is the source of this 1236-nucleotide messenger RNA. Its product is annotated as agamous-like MADS-box protein FUL-L. Gene Ontology annotation, biological process: positive regulation of transcription by RNA polymerase II. Gene Ontology annotation, molecular function: RNA polymerase II transcription regulatory region sequence-specific DNA binding; DNA-binding transcription factor activity; protein dimerization activity. Gene Ontology annotation, cellular component: nucleus. The record is from RefSeq and is a predicted model, not a curated record. NCBI's taxonomy places the organism in Eukaryota, Viridiplantae, Streptophyta, Magnoliopsida, Asterales, Asteraceae.